AUGAGUGAUCCAAGUCUAAGAAAGCGUAAGAGGGCGAGCCUUGUAUGCGAUAAUUGUAAGAAGAAAAAGAUUAGAUGUGAUAAGGGCCAUCCAUGUUCCCAAUGUAUCAGGGCAAAGAUAACGAGUUCAUGUGUAUAUCAAAAUAAUGGGAUUUCAGAAAAUGACUCUAAUAAUGGUUCACUUCCUUAUAUUCAUAGUGCCAAAAAUCCGAUGACAUUUGCUGCAAGCGAUGGCGGCAUGAGCAAUGGCAAACAUUCGAAUAUUAGUCAUAACCCCAAUACGCCGGAAGAGGUGACGAUACCCAAAGAAGAGUUAGAUGAUCUAAAGGGGCGCUUGCAACAAAUUGAGAGCCUAUUGAAAGCACUGACGUCGCAAUCUAAGCUUGAUCCGAAGUUCAAUGACAUCAAGCUGUUGGGUGCUGGAGACUCUGUGGGUAUCAAGUCUGAAAUGAUGUCACCAAUAGGUUCGCCAAUUAAACUAUCCCCAUAUCCAGUGAAGAAGAACAACGCGUCGAUUCAAUUGCCUCCAAUUAACUGGAAUAUGCUGGACAUAAAUUCUGGAAAAGCUGAGGGUGCUCAAUGUGAUAUUCUGUUCGGAAAUACACCCAGCUCGGUUGAUUCUUUGAAUAGUUCGUCCACUCAGAGUACUAGGUCAAGUAGGUCUGAUCGCGAAUCGCUCAGUGGUAUUAAUCCGUACGGAGAUGAGAACGAGACGAUCAAUUUUUAUGAGAAUUAUACUUCCAUUCAUGUACAAGAACCCAUGAGACGUAUCAGCUUUGGACCAUUCGCAUGGUCUUCAUUAAUGAAGAAGGACUCCGGAUUGAGAAUUUUAUGGGAUUACAUGAUUGAGCAAAAGGAGAAGUCAUCCAGAGAAAAUAAUUUCAGUAUGAUGUUUUCACAAUCAAGACAUGAGGUUACGCAAGAAAACACAAAUGUUAUUACGUCUACGUUUUAUGGUGACAAGUCAGAUAACGCUGAGGCAUACUUCAAAAAGAGGGCCUUAGAAACUGAUGGAUAUGAUGAUAUGGUUCCUUAUACGAAUGUCUUGAAAGCGAGAACAGAUCUGUACAACAAGAAAUCAAAGUUGAAUGAGAAUGCAUUACCAUUAGGACUUACAUUUUAUGAAGGACAAGCUGGUAAAGAAUUGAGACUCAGUGAUAAAAUUCAAUUACAUCUUAUCGACAAAAUUCAAAUAAUAUUGCCCACAAGAAAAGUUAUUUGGAAACUUAUUGAUAGGUACUUUGCUUGGUUAUACCCAUUUAUGCCGUUUAUAGACGAAGAGUCACUUAUUAGGGAUAUCAGUAAAAUACUAGGGCCUAAGUCUUUUGAGGAUACGAAAAUCCAACAAGUAAAGGUUGAAAGAAGGCUAGAUUUGGCUCACAUUGGAAUACUAUUGGUAGUUUUAAGAUUAUCAUACCUAUCUUUAUUCUGCAAUAAAAGUUCAGUGAAUGAGGAACGGCUAAACACUACCGACCCAAGCCCAGAAGCUCAAGAUAUCAAAUUCUUAUUAUCGAACCCAAUUAAUAUCAAUACAAUUGAUGUUGCUCAAUUAUGUUUGGAUCAAUUCCAAUUGCUAAGAAAAUCUAGCUUUCCGGUUUUGCAGUUGGGCUUGUAUAUGAGACUAUAUCAUAUGUAUGCCCCUGAAGACGGCGAUGGUGCUGAUGGUGGGGAUGCCCAAGUGUUGACUGCGAUGUUGAUCCAAAUGGCCUACUCACUAGGUUUAAAUAGAGAACCAGAUAACUUCCCUGAUGUUUGUAAUGAUCCUAAAAUGAAUCACUUAGGAAGAAAGAUAUGGCAUUCGUUAUGUUUUCUUGAUUCGUACCUCGGAUUUUGUUUUGGCAAUCCGUUGUCUGUUGAUAGUAUGUUUUUCGAUACUAAAAUACCAUUUUUCGAAGAGGGAAACGAGAAUACACUUGACCCUGGUAUGGAUAAAAAUGUUACACAAGCCUUUUUUUCUUGUGGUGGGGCUUGUAUACGGAUGAGAGAGAUUCUAUUACUUGUAUUGAAUGUUAAUGGCAAAACGAAAAUGUCAGAAUUGACUAAAUUGUUGUCAGAUCUUGAAAUAAUUUUGAACGAUGAAUAUGGUAAUUUGGAUGAAUGUUUAAAGCCUCUCGAGAAAAAUUGUCAUGCAUACGUAUUCACUAGGAACUUCAGAACAAAAAUAUAUUUGUCAAUUAAUGCUUUUUUUGUUUCGCUUUAUUUUCACUUAUAUCUUUAUUAUGAAGAGAAAGAUGUGAAUUUAUCAUUUUUCUAUCUCAAAAAGAUGAUAUUAAUCGCUACUAGAGACAUUAUGCCACGUUACUUUGAUUUGUUAGGUAAUAGUGAUAUGAUUUGUGACUUCGUUAUUAAUCCGACUCUUGAGAUGACUAUUCACAAAUCAAACCAAGUAAAUCUCGCAUGCUUGGUGAAGACCAACUUCAUCAUAUAUAGUAUGACUCGCGACAAUCGGCAUAACGAGAAGAUGAUCAUUGAUCUGGAGUAUCGCUUAAAUUUUAGGCUUUUGUGCAAAUUAUCCAUGUAUUUAACUAGAUGUGCAGAAUUUUCAAUUGAAGCCAUUUCAAAGAUUAGUAAUAGAUACUAUUAUGCUUGGAGAAUCACAAAAGGUCAUACCUAUUUAUUGAAAACAAUUACAAACAAAGAUUUCUAUGUGGAUAAAUACGAAGAGGCGAGCCAUCUCUGCGUUCAACGUUUCACAAUCGAACAAAUGGAGGAGCUCAUUAAAAUCUGCGAAACAACCUUAAACAAGGUUGGUAAAUUUGAAACGACUUCCAACGAAUUUCAAUCCGAAUUCUGUAACAUCUUCUAUUCGGAAAGCGUGACACCCAGUACCAGACUGAAUCCUAGUACUGAAAACAAUUAUGCAACCACUCCAAAUUUUAGACCGACUACUUAUAAUAUUGAUAAGAACGAUGGCGAUUCAAGAUUGAAGAAUAAGAAUAUUUAUAAAGGCUUCGAAUCUAAUUAUGUUGAUAAUGCAGAAAUUGAUAAAUUGUGGUUCCAAAUGCUUUCUGUAAAAUAUGAUAAUAAAAUGUUCGAUAGUGGUAUUCCAGAAAGCGGUGAUCCUUUGAGUUAUGAUUCUCAAAGAAUGGCAAAUGGUUUCACAAAUUCUCCCGGUGUUAGUUUUAUGGAUAAUAAUGAAUCGUCUCAAAAAGGACCUAUGGCUACGGGGUUUAACAAGUCUCAGGAAGCGACCACUCCAUUCUCAAGCCAGAAUAACAACUCCAAUAUCGAUAGAUAUGGUUUCGAUUUGGAGCAGGCUAUCCAUUUUGAUAUUUUCAGCGAGUUACCCCUUGACCAAGUAUUCAAUAACACCGAUAAUGUAGGUAUUUAA
This is a messenger RNA of Debaryomyces hansenii CBS767, 3330 nucleotides long. RefSeq names its product DEHA2B11616p. The coding region runs from base 1 to 3330 and encodes 1109 amino acids. Gene Ontology annotation, biological process: DNA-templated transcription; positive regulation of transcription by RNA polymerase II. The transcript has a single exon. Gene Ontology annotation, molecular function: DNA binding; zinc ion binding; DNA-binding transcription factor activity, RNA polymerase II-specific. Gene Ontology annotation, cellular component: nucleus. NCBI's taxonomy places the organism in Eukaryota, Fungi, Ascomycota, Pichiomycetes, Serinales, Debaryomycetaceae. The record is from RefSeq and is a predicted model, not a curated record.